AUGGAGUCCCGCUUCUUCGCCUUCUACCAGGUGUCCGCGCACGACAUCGUCACGCGUGCUGAGGCGGCACGAAGUGCCAAAGCUGGGAAGACCGGCCAUGGCGCCCCGACCGGCGGCAAUAUUGGCAACAUCGGCAAUAUUAGCGGCGGCGGCAUCGGCCCCGGCAGCAAUCACGGCACCAACAAGAAACAAUAUGUGGGCGCAGUCGGCGAGCGUGGCGCCUCAGAUGACGGCGCGCUGUUCGAAAAGGGCGGCAAGUGA
Grosmannia clavigera kw1407 is the source of this 261-nucleotide messenger RNA. RefSeq lists its product as uncharacterized. The coding region runs from base 1 to 261 and encodes 86 amino acids. Lineage: Eukaryota; Fungi; Ascomycota; Sordariomycetes; Ophiostomatales; Ophiostomataceae. The transcript has a single exon. The record is from RefSeq and is a predicted model, not a curated record.